Molecule: messenger RNA, 1770 nt
Organism: Kwoniella shivajii
Lineage: Eukaryota; Fungi; Basidiomycota; Tremellomycetes; Tremellales; Cryptococcaceae
Exons: 10
Coding region: 1-1770 (589 amino acids)
Biological process (GO): phospholipid biosynthetic process
Molecular function (GO): glycerone-phosphate O-acyltransferase activity; glycerol-3-phosphate O-acyltransferase activity
Source: RefSeq, a predicted model, not a curated record
AUGCCAUUUGGAGCUUCUCAUGGACCAUUAGUACAGUUGUUCAACUCUGCAAUAUGCAGUUUCUUUCGUCAGAUUGAAGUUUAUGAUUCGGAGAAUGUACCUGAACAUGGACCUAUAAUAUUUGCUUGCUCACAUGCCAAUAUGGCUUUGGAUCCUGCAGUAUUGAGCAAUACUGUUCCCCAUGGACAUUACCUACAUUACUGGGUGAAAGAUUCUUUGUUUAAGAAUCCAGUAGCAGGAGCGAUAUUGAGAAAUGCAGGAAAUAUCGCUGUGGAUAGGAAGAACAAAGAUAACCAAAAAUUGUUUCGAGGUACAUUUGAAGCCCUCGCUCUGGGCGAGUGUAUAGGUGUAUUUCCUGAAGGCACUUCACACACUGAACCACAUAUGAUCCCACUCAAAGAUGGUACCUCCUGGGCGGCGCUGGAAUAUGUCAAAUAUCUGAAAGGAACAGAACAGAAUGGUGGACCUAAAAAAGGCAAAAAAGCAGUUGUCAUACCUGUUGGUAUUGCGUAUGUAAACAAAAGGAAAUAUAGAAGUAGGGUAGUAGUACAUUACGGAGAACCCAUUUCUAUGGAAUCAUUCGAAUCUCAAUUCUUAUCUGAAAAAGAAGGUGAAGCUAGACUGGCAGUCAAAAGGUUAACUUGGACAAUCGAUGUCGAGCUCAAGAAAAGGACAGUUAACGCUCCUGAUUGGGACACUGCAUUUGCUGCUCAGAUGGCUAGAGAAUUAUUGUGGAUACGCGAAGAUGAUCUAUCAUUACAAGAUUAUGUUCAAGUUUCUCAAACCCUGGUCGACCUGUUUACCACUCCAAACGAAAACAUACAAUCUCUUAAACCACUCUUAGCCACAUAUCACCGACUUCUAACUUCAUCAAGAUUAUCCAAUUCAGUUUUAUCUGAUAUAUCAUUAUCAUCAACUUUGGAUCCUUCAUUACCAAUCCCUUUGCCCAAUCGAUUUUCAACCUUGUUCAUCUUUAUCAAAGACACUUUGUCUUGCCUACUGAGAUUACCAUUCUUCCUCGUACCCAUGCUCAUCCAUCUCCCACUUUACGUGGUAGGACAAUUAGGCGCGACGUUAGCUGAAGACGAACUAGAAACUCAAGCUCAAAUGAAAGUGUUCGUUGGAAUAGUAUUCAGCUUGAUCUAUUAUCCAACGAUAUUUUUCGUGCUUCGGGGAUUCUUAGAUGGUUUCGCUUUGGGUGUGGCUGUGGCCGGUCUGACAAUUUGGGGUUUGGGAAGAUACCAUUCUGCUUUGAUUGACGAAAAUUACGAUGCGAUGAAACGAUUCGUUGCCUCAUGGAGAUUACUCAUUGGGAUCUGGACACCUCGAAGAUCGGAAUUCCCGUUACCAUCUUUCUUAGCAUCGUAUAAAUCAUUCGCUCCUGAUCCACCUAAAGUAGCAGGAUUACCACCUUCCAUCCCUCCUGAAAAAUACACUCGACCUAAGAGACUUCCAUCAAGAGUAUUAGUUAAACAUGUCCUAAGAACAAGAUUGCAAGCAGCAAAAGAGCUUUCAAAGGUACUAUUGGAGAUUGAAUCGAAAGAUAUCUCAAUCAAUUCAUCUUUCUGGCUAGCAAGUGAAUUCGGUGGUGAGAUAAUGAAGCCAACUAACGAAGAAGAAGAUAUGAAUGAAUGGGAAAGGGAAUUAGCAAAAGGUGUCAGAAAUGGUAAAGAAGUCGUAUCGUUCUUGAGAGCCAGAGGAGCGAGGUUAGAUCUAGGUAGGAAUGAUCAAUCCCAUUGGGUAGCAAGUAGUGGUGGUGAGACUGAAUAA